CGCGUUUCCCACAAUCUGGAGGAAGUGGCCUGAGGACUGAUGUCCCCUCACAUCUGCAGGUCUGGUGUCUGUCGGGACGAACAUCUGCGCUGCAGGCUCCUGCUGAUCUCUUCUCAUGAAGGCAUGUCAGAAGCAUGUCAGGAGCAUGUCAGGAGCAUGUCUCCGCAGAAAGGAGGGGUUGUGAACUCGUUGUUUGUGCAGCUGUCCUGAAGAGGAAGGCUUCACACUGAGCUGCAGGUGUUCAAACACAGAAUUAAUACCCAGCCCCCCAGCCCUGCUCAUGGCAAAGAUGAGCUGGGCUGCCGGUACGCAGUGUGUAGCUAAGGCCGACCACAGGAAACCAAAACCUGAAGAGCUGUCGUACCACAAAGGAGACGUCCUCACCAUUGUUGACCACGGCACGAAGAAGGGAUAUUACAAGGCCAGACACAACAGCACGGGAGGGGAAGGACUCAUAAACUCGUCCAAUGUGCGCGAAAGAGAAGCUCUGCGUGUCGACCCCGGCCUCAGCUUCAUGCCUUGGUUUCACGGGAAGAUUUCGGGUCCAGAGGCGGUGUGUAAGCUGCAGCCGGCCGAGGACGGGCUCUUCCUGGUCCGAGAGUCCAUCCGCCAUCCCGGCGACUACGUCCUGUGCGUCAGCGUCUCCGGAGACGUUAUCCACUACCGGGUGAGAUAUCGGGACAACAAGCUGGCCAUCGACAACACACAGUAUUUCUACAACCUCAUUGACAUGAUAGAGUUUUACUCGAAGAACAAAGGCUCCAUCGCUACGAUUCUCCUGAAGCCAAAACAAAAACAUGGAACCAAAUCUGCCGAGUUGGAGCUGUCGAAAACUGGAUGGCUGCUCGACAUCACGAAGCUCAAACUGGGGAAGAAUAUCGGAGAGGGGGAGUUUGGUGCUGUUCAUGAAGGACACUAUAUGGGCCAGAGGGUGGCAGUCAAGACCAUUAAAUGUGACGUGACCGCUCAGGCCUUCCUGCAGGAGACGACGGUGAUGACGAAGCUGCAGCAUAAAAACCUGGUGCGACUGUUGGGGGUGAUUCUGCACAAAGGGCUUCAUAUCGUCACAGAGCUCAUGACUAAGGGAAACCUUGUCAACUUCCUCCGGACAAGAGGACGCUCGGUUGUACACUCAGUUCAGCUGCUCCGCUUUGCUCUGGAUGUGUGUGAGGGGAUGGAGUACCUGGAGUCCAAGAAGUUGAUUCACAGAGAUUUGGCGGCUCGUAACGUGCUGGUGUCUGACGACAGCGUGGCCAAGGUCAGCGACUUCGGCCUGACCAAGGUGGACUCGAAAGAGUCCGAUAACGCCAAACUGCCGGUCAAAUGGACCGCGCCCGAAGCGCUGAAGAAAGAGAAAUUCUCCACAAAGUCAGACGUUUGGAGCUACGGCGUUCUUCUGUGGGAGAUCUUCUCUUACGGUCGGCAACCUUACCCUAAGAUGUCUCUGAAGGAGGUGAAGGAGAAGGUGGAGGGGGGCUAUCGCAUGCAGGCCCCAGACGACUGCCCCCCCGGCGUUUACUCCCUGAUGAGGAUGUGCUGGGAGCCGGAGCCUCGCAGGAGACCUGCCUUCCACAAGCUGAGAGAGAAACUCGAGCGAGAGAUGGGGAAACUCAGCCCGGGGUGUCGGGAGGGGAUCGGCACAGGAUCCAGGUGCUGAUCUUGAACUCAUAGUGAUGGAAACAGAGUGGCGGCUGACGGAGAGGUAACACACACAUUGUUACCCGCUGCUGGGUUGGCGUGUGUCACACAAGAUGGCGCGGUGCACAUUGAACUGGAUUCUCUUCUCUACUUUGGUCCAUUUGGAGUUCGUACAGACGUUCACGCUCCCCAGAGGAUAAACCCUCAACGACUUUGGUGACUUUUCCUUUUGCGCCACCAACAAGUUCAAGUCAAGCACAGUCCAACACACAGUACAACACACAGUACAUACCCUGUACCCCAGUUUCUUUGUGGUUGCACAAUAAAUACAAAUAACUUAAAUAAUUAAAUCAAUAUAACUGCAGCCUGUGAUAAUAAAUAUGCUUGCUGCUUGUGAAUGUUCCAUAGAAACCGCCUCGCUUUGAGCACGAGGGCCUAGUUUAAUGUGAACACAAUUUAUUUAUUUAUGAAAAACUAUUUAAAUUGCAAUGUGUCUGUAACGUUCAUACUGCCAUACUUGAUGACAGUUAUUAGUUUGUAGUUUCACUCAACAGCACGUUGUUCUCUCUCUCGCUGCAACCGACACAACCAGGAAGCUUUAUGCAAAUGAUGUCAUCAGGUGACUUUUAGAGCCUGUGCUCGUUUCUUUCAUUGGUUGACUUCACAGGAAACUCUGCGUUUCGUUUUCAACGGCUUUGUGCCGUAAAUCGAGCCUUCGUUUCCCCUGGAGAUCGGACCUGGUGGCAAAGCAAAGCUUACAGGGAGACAAUCCAAACGCAGAUGUCAUUAUUCUACAGCCAUUACAUCGUGCAAUCAACGUUUACUUCAUAAUGACAAGAUAAAGCAAAGAACUUGUCCUUUGACACUUAAAUUAUACAUUUUAAAAUGUUUUUUUGUGACUAAAAGAUUUAAUUUUAAUGUGUUAUUUGCACACACACAUCAGACUGCAUAAAAUUCAGAUAUUAAAAAAAAUAAUAAAUGUAACAAUAAAAGGAAGAAUACAAAAUGAGAAGAAAAACUAACUAAUUAAUCCAAGUAAAAUAAAAUAAAUACAUGAAAAACAAUAUGGGGAAAAGGAAGAAAAUAAUGUAAACAAUGUGUUCACUGUAAUAACAAACAUUCAAACCACAGGACGAUGCUCGGCCACUGUUUGUGAAGUCUGUGGACACUUUGUUUUUCGUACCACACCAAUGCGUUACAACUAACAAGUGUUGUCUGUGUAGCCAAAGCCAACUGGUGUUUGGCGGUAAGAUGCCAUAAUGUUUUAGAAAUACUGAACCUUGAGUUUGAAUCUCCUGAAUGUUUGAAUGUGGGUUCAGUCGAUGAGGUGAAGAGCAAACAGGAUUUAGUCUCCGUUUACUGUAUGAAUAUGGUACCUGUAUGAUCAAAGUUUGCAUGCAAAUUAAACACAGAAUAUUUAUAUUUAUUGUCAGGGAGCAAUGUCAGGAAAAAGACACAAAAUGACUACAAAGAGACACAACAUGACUAUAAAGAGAAACAAUGACUUCAAAGAGACACAAAA
Messenger RNA from Cottoperca gobio, 3160 nucleotides. It is a transcript of the gene matk, whose product is annotated as megakaryocyte-associated tyrosine kinase. The transcript has 13 exons. Bases 281 to 1657 code for a protein of 458 amino acids. The record is from RefSeq and is a predicted model, not a curated record. Lineage: Eukaryota; Metazoa; Chordata; Actinopteri; Perciformes; Bovichtidae. Gene Ontology annotation, molecular function: protein tyrosine kinase activity; ATP binding; protein binding. Gene Ontology annotation, biological process: protein phosphorylation.